This is a messenger RNA of Doryrhamphus excisus (bluestripe pipefish), 2397 nucleotides long. It is a transcript of the gene klhdc4, whose product is annotated as kelch domain containing 4. Gene Ontology annotation, molecular function: protein binding. The record is from RefSeq and is a predicted model, not a curated record. NCBI's taxonomy places the organism in Eukaryota, Metazoa, Chordata, Actinopteri, Syngnathiformes, Syngnathidae.
CCGGAAGUAAAUGAAGAGUAUUGGGGUUUUUGGUUUAAUAGUUUAUCAUAUCUAUACGAAGUAAAACAAUAACAACCAGCAGCCAUGGGUAAAAAAGGCAAGAAUGAAAAGAAAAUGAAGGGAGCGGAGAAGACGGCUGCCAAAAUGGAGAAAAAGGUUUCUAAAAGGUCCAAACGUGAAGAGGAAGAUUUGGAGGCUCUGAUUGCUGAAUUUCAGAGUUUAGAUGCAAAAAAGACUCAAGUUGUGGAGACGGCAUGCCCCCCUCCAUCACCAAGAUUAAAUGCAUCCCUCUCUGCUCAUCCAGAUAAAGAUGAACUCAUCCUUUUUGGUGGUGAAAUGUUCAAUGGAAAGAAGACAUACCUCUACAAUGAUCUGUUUUUCUACAAUAUUAAAAAGAACAGCUGGCUUAAGUCCGAGAUUCCCAACCCUCCGCCCCCGCGCUGCUCUCACCAGGCGGUUACAGUCUCCCAAGGAGGGGGUCAACUCUGGGUAUUCGGGGGAGAAUUUGCCUCUCCAAACGGGGAACAGUUUUACCACUACAAGGACCUCUGGGUGUUGCACCUGGCAACAAAUACCUGGGAGAACAUCAAAGCCCCCGGUGGUCCGUCAGGUCGCAGUGGGCACAGGAUGGCCCUCAGCAAGAGACAGCUGCUGGUGUUUGGAGGUUUCCAUGAGAGCACGAGGGAUUUUAUCUACUACAAUGACGUCUACUCGUUUUCACUGGACACCUUCUCUUGGUCACGCCUCUCUGUGUCAGGCACCGCCCCUUUACCACGCUCCGCCUGUCAGAUGACUUCCAUGCCUGAUGGCUCUGGUGUCAUCAUCUAUGGAGGAUACUCCAAAGUGAGACAGAAAAAGGACAUAGAGAAGGGAACCAUCCAUUCCGACAUGUUUCUCCUCAAGCAAGAGGGUAAAGAUGGCCAAGAAAAAUGGGCGUGGUCCCGGCUGAAUCCCUCUGGUAACAAGCCACCGCCCCGCUCUGGCUUCUCCAUGGCGGUGGGCCCAGCUGGGCGGUCGGUGUUGUUUGGUGGAGUCUGUGAUGACGAAGAGGAGGAGACGCUGGAGGGUGACUUUUACAACGAUGUCUACUUGUAUGACAUGGUGAAGAACCGCUGGUACCCUGGUCAGUGCAGGGGUAACAAACCAGAGAAGAAGAAACGUCGGCGAGGGAAGAAGGACGAAGCUGAUAUGGAAGCAGCAGAUAAGGUGACAGAAGAGGAGGGUCCUCAAGGACCCACUGAGGUCAUCAAGGAGAUAGUCACGGACGACGGCACAGUCAUGACCAUUAAGGAAGUCAUCCCUGGAGCUCAGGAGGAGGUGGAGGAAGAUGAGGAUGAAGACAAGGAGGAAGAGGAGGACGUUUCAGCAUCCGCCCUUGUGGAGCCCUGCCCACGGUCCAGCGCCAUGGCGGCGACACGUCAGGGCAAACUCUUCCUCUACGGCGGCAUGUUUGAGGUGGGCAACCGCCAGUUCACACUGAACGACCUCUACUGCCUGGACCUUCACAAGAUGGACCAAUGGGAAGUCUUGGUUGAGAUGGACCCAAAGACCCAAGAAUGGCUUGAAGAGUCUGAGUCAGAGGACGAUGACGACGAUGAUGAUGAGGAAGAGGAGGUGGAAGGAGGAGCAGAGGGAGGGGAAGAGGAGUCUGAAGAGGAAGAUGACCACCAGCACCCAGCAGUGAAGGACAAGGAGACGAUGACAGAGUACCAGACCCGUACAGAGCAAUACUGGAUCGGACUCGCACGCACCAACAUGGGCUCAGAUACCAAGGAUAAAAAGGUCGCCAAGGUCGCUUUAGCGAUGGCUAAAGUCUUCUAUGAAAAUGGCUUGGACGACGCUUGAGUGUGCUUUGCCAUAUAGUUAUGUUUUAUACAAAAUAUUAUCACCGCAAGGUAUGUUUUUUUAAAAUUUGUGUGUCCAUUCUUGCUGUUGAACGGAACAGAUGUCGGCUUCUUGAGUAUUGAGUUUUUUGUUCACAAUCACAGGAUUGCUUGCUGAUACCCUCAGGUUCAAUGCCGUCUGGCUUUAGGAACUGGAAAACAAUUCACGAUUGCUGCUAGCAAGCCAAAAUAACCACCCCUAACAGGCAAGAUUACCUAGAAUCAAGAUAUAUAUGUAUAUAAUGUACAAUAACGUUCCAGCUCGGAACCUGGAUGUUGCCAACCGUCACUUUCUUUCCCUUCUACCCAACCACUAGGUUGGUUCUAACUAGGUUCUAACAUUGCUGUUUUGCCAUGUUUUUGCAGUCUUCUCUUCCUAUCUGCGCCAAGGUUCCCCAACCAUGUUCUUGCAGCUUUUCUCUCACCUCCUCUCUAUUCUCUAUUCUCUGUCCCCUCGACUAUUUACUGUGUGGUGACAUUUCCAAGUAUUUAAUAAAAUACAACAUAAUGACAA